AUGGAGCCUCUACAACCAUCGAGCCUUCGAAUUCGCGCGAGCUGGGAUGGUGAUAUCAACCGUGCUGCCAAUGUUUGCGUGACCGUGGAGGUGGAAACCAAACCAAAUUCUCGCCUUCUUCUUCUCAACAGAGUCAAGAAUACGGGUCUCAGCCACUCGAUGGUAUGGCGGAUUCGCAGUCUAGGUCAAGAAGUGCCUGCGGUGGAUGUGACCGAUUCCAAGUCGAUUUUGGCCCAUCAAGUGGAUUAUAUCCCUCCUUCUCCGCCGAGAAAGCUGUUCGCAUCGUCGAGAGGAUAUCAAGAUGAAUACGGUAUUCAAGAAAAACCAGACUCUUUCUUUCAAGAUUGGCUUUCUUCGCACGAUACCAAAGAAACAUUGGAUGAUCAGACGAGCACUAGCAGUGAGCCCAAACAGGAGGAUGCAACCGAAGAGACAGCUCAAGAGACAGCUUUCGAUACAGUGGAGGCCGAGAGUCCAUUAGAUGCCUUGUGUGUCGAUGAAGCAAGCGAAAUCUCUCUUGGCGAGCAGAAUUUAGACCGAUGGAUCGAUAUGAACCAAUCCAUCGAGCAGUAUUUUGACGAUUCGUUUUUGGACUUGCCGCCCAGCCCGACCCCGUCCUCUCAGGAUUUAAUCCCGUGGGCGUCAACAAAGGAGAUUAUGGACCGUCUCAAAGCAGAAGAAGAAAGAGAUCCACUAAGUUUUUCCUCGGAAGUGAUUGUCGCGCCACCACCAAGGGAUCCCGGCAUCGUCCAUCAAGACGGGCAGAUGUUUCUGGAUUUUCCCGGCAGCGUCGAGGCAAAAAUAUACAGAGUUGAUCUACAUUUUCUGAAAUACGUGCGUGAGGGUCAGAAUAACUGGCUGGAACUUGACCUGUCACAAAUCGGAAUGGCUUGUCCAGAAGUGCAGGGUCUCUUUGUUCUUGAAAUGCCUUGGGAGUGUGAAUUUAGUACCCCUGAUCUGAGCGACAAACAGGCAGCAAACGGCCAUCUUGAAUACCAGUUUAGUCCUCAAUACUUGAGAGCCAUAGCCUUCCGCCGGCGUGAGGAUAGAGACUGUACUACAGUAUCUUCAAAUGCUUCAAAUGUCGAGCCACAUACUUCUAUUGAAAGUGAGCCUGAGGAUUCCACACUGAAUACCCAGAGCAGCCAGCAACAAAUCUCAGGUGAACCUUUGCAGCCCACCGACGAGAUAGAGUUCAUAAAACCGACGAUGCCCUCUUCCCAAGCUGGUAGGCCGCGACGCACCACGACAUCCAUUUCGCGAGACUUUUUCCACCAGUUUUUAGUGUUUGUGUUCUUCGCGAUGGUUGCGGUGUUUACGGCUACUGGUGGCCCGCCCGAGGCGAUUGCAACACCUGCAAACACUUGGUCGACACUGCGUGGGGUGGCUAGCGAUAUGAGAAGACAGGGAAGCAGCAUACAAACGAUGGUCAUGGAGACAGUUCGGGAUGCUCAACUGCUCCAUGGUUGGCAUGUCUAUCGAGCUCUUUGGAUGGAUGCAUUGACGAAUGAAGAACCAGAUGUGUCAAUAAAAAAGUCAGCUAUAUGCCUUCCGAUUGACGUGAUGAUGCAAGAAUUGGCCGCAGUAUGUCUUGCGACUGGGGAUAUCGAUAUGGUAAUACAAGAUUCAGCCACUGCAAGCCAUUUGACUGGGAAUGUCACAGUGUUUGAAGAGUCGAAUAGGGCGGGUUCUUCGACUGGGGAUAACAUGCUGUUUCAAUACUCAGCUACGGUCGGUGAUAUCGGUGUGCUGACACAAGGGUCAACCGCAGCUGGUUUUCCAACUGAGGAUACCGAUACAUACGAGAUUUUGGCCACAUCGACGGUGGUGUUUUCGGCUGAGAAUGCUAGUAUCUCUACAGAAGAGACUGGUGAUGGCUACUGGGGUACAUGGUCAUUGAUUGGAAGGAACUUUCUGAGUCGGAUUGGAUGUUCGACGUCUGCGCACUGCAUCAUGGUGGCAGCCGCCGAAGAUGAUGAUCCGCAGUGGGAGGUAUUCGAGAGGUAUCGCUGCGACGCGAAGAAUAGCUAG
Molecule: messenger RNA, 2031 nt
Organism: Talaromyces rugulosus
Lineage: Eukaryota; Fungi; Ascomycota; Eurotiomycetes; Eurotiales; Trichocomaceae
Exons: 2
Coding region: 1-2031 (676 amino acids)
Source: RefSeq, a predicted model, not a curated record